GACACCGCAUCAUUUAACCAGUAAAUCACGUCGAUUAUUCACCUUUUGAUAUGUGGUUUGUAUGGGUGUCGGAGCACCCUUGGCCAACAUCAAACUGCAAAAGCCAUUAAGCCAAGAUUGGAGCUCAGCAAUUUACCUUGAUUCUGCUGGACUCGUCCCCAUUUCCAACUUUGAAACCUCAAAUAGCUAUUUGAAGGGUUCAACAACACAAGAACACAGCUAAUAACAAUGGGAUUCAGAUUCCUCUGCAAGUCCCAUCUAUUCUCCGCACUCUUUUCACGCCGUAAAACUCUCCACUCAACCCUUCUACUUCGAUCUCUUGAUUCUCACUUGCAGAACCCUUAUAAUACUUUUCCUGAAUUUCCAUUUUACAAUGUCUCCAGAAGGUGGCAUUUCGGCCAUUCUCAUGGUCACUCCGACAGCCAAAGCCACGGCCACCGAGCCUCCGGCGAGGAGGGUGAGAAAAUAUUCCGUUUGGGCCUCGCCGCUGAUAUUGGCUUGGCUGCUGGAAAAGCUUUGACAGGUUAUUUAUCAGGCAGUACUGCAAUUAUCGCCGACGCCGCCCAUUCAGCCUCUGACGUGGUUCUUAGCGGGGUUGCUUUGUGGUCAUUCAAAGCUGGGAAUGCUCCUAGAGACAAAGAACAUCCAUAUGGUCAUGGAAAGUUUGAGUCUCUAGGAGCCCUUGGAAUUUCCUGCAUGCUUUUGGCAACUGCUGGUGGUAUUGCAUGGCAUGCUGUAGAUCUUCUUCUUGGAUUGUUGUUUGCAUCUCCUGAAGCAGUAAACCAUUCAUUGACUUAUGAACAUGUGCAUAGUCAUAGUCAUCGUCAUGGUGGACAUCAUCAGGGAAUUGACAUGGAUCAUCCCAUCCUUGCACUGAGCAUGACCAUUGUGUCAAUUUCUAUAAAAGAAGGGCUUUACUGGAUAACAAAACGAGCUGGGGAAAGGCAAGGGAGUGGACUUAUGAAAGCGAAUGCAUGGCAUCAUCGUGCAGAUGCCAUUUCAUCUGUUGUUGCACUUAUUGGGGUUGGGGGCUCCAUUCUUGGAGUUAAGUUUCUGGAUCCUCUUGCUGGACUUGUUGUCUCUGGCAUGAUAGUAAAAGCUGGACUGGAAACUGGGUAUCACAGUGUCUUGGAAUUGGUUGAUGCUGCAAUUCCAGCAGAACAUUUGGAUCCUAUAAAGCAAACAAUACUACAAGUUGAAGGUGUUAAGGGAUGCCAUCGCUUGAGAGGGAGGAGGGCUGGUUCAAAUUUACACCUUGAUGUACAUAUUGAGGUUGAUCCUUUUUCUAGUGUUAGUGCUGCCCAUGGAAUUGGUGAAAAGGUCCGUCAGGAAAUUCACAAGUCCUAUCCUGAGAUAGCUGAAGUUUUCAUACACAUAGAUCCUUCAUUUUUACACUUCUCUCCCAAUGUGAUGGGCUGGCAAGAUAAUGUAGAAGGUGCUACGAAUAACAGAAAUGUUUCUUUGGAAGACAGAGACAUUGGAUUGAUUGUUUCCAACUUAUCAAGGUUCCCAGAGAAAAUGGAGGUUGAGCGCAUUACACGCCACUUUUUGCAAGGCAAGAUAUUACUCGAAGUUGAGGUUUCCAUGCCCCCUGACAUAUUGAUACGGGAUGCGAUAGAAGUAGCAGAAGCAGUUAAAAAGGAAAUUUUGAGGGCAGCGUCAGAUAUCAUUCAAGUGAGGAUUCAGCUAAGAUUGGGGCAGCCAAUUUCCAAGUUUGCUGUGAAAAUGUGAAUAAUGACUAAGCAAUGUUGACGGUAGCUGCAACCCUAGUUCUAAUAUACUUGUAGCAGCCUAUUUCCAAGUUUGCUGUGAAAAUGUGAAUAAUGACUAAGCAAUGUUGACGGCAGCUGCAACACUAGUUCUAAUAUACUUGUAGCAGCCAUAUAUAUACAUAUACACAUUAUGUAUCCAUCACUCUCCAACUCUCCCAGGAAGAUGGGAUGUAGAAUAGUGGGUUAUUUGCUGUUUUUUGUUUGAAAAUUGCUACCCUUCUUGAAUGAUGCUGCCUUUCUUGUUUUCUUCAAGUUUUGGUAUCUUCAAUAUUAUAGAUAAAAUGAGUUAUUUUAUUUCAA
Molecule: messenger RNA, 2072 nt
Organism: Hevea brasiliensis (rubber tree)
Lineage: Eukaryota; Viridiplantae; Streptophyta; Magnoliopsida; Malpighiales; Euphorbiaceae
Product: metal tolerance protein 2
Exons: 12
Coding region: 229-1731 (500 amino acids)
Biological process (GO): transmembrane transport; monoatomic cation transport
Cellular component (GO): membrane
Molecular function (GO): monoatomic cation transmembrane transporter activity
Source: RefSeq, a predicted model, not a curated record